This is a messenger RNA of Naegleria gruberi, 2217 nucleotides long. RefSeq lists its product as uncharacterized. Gene Ontology annotation, biological process: nucleocytoplasmic transport; activation of GTPase activity. The record is from RefSeq and is a predicted model, not a curated record. Bases 1 to 1485 code for a protein of 494 amino acids. The transcript has a single exon. Gene Ontology annotation, cellular component: nucleus; perinuclear region of cytoplasm; cytosol. NCBI's taxonomy places the organism in Eukaryota, Heterolobosea, Eutetramitea, Acrasida, Naegleriidae. Gene Ontology annotation, molecular function: GTPase activator activity; small GTPase binding.
AUGAUAACGUUUGCCCACACAAAGAAGAAGAAUUUGUUGAAUUUUAAUGGUCCUUCCGUUGAGAGGCUCUUGAAAAAGAUUGAUCAAAAAUUGGCUCACGAAACAUCUUCAAAUAAUUUGAAAAGGCUCAAGAAAUUAUUGGUACGAAAGAGGACUCUUCAGAAGAAUAGACGAAAUAUAUUCGAAAAGUGUCCUCCAAAAUUUGAUCAACAAGACGAGCCAAUGAUUUCACACAAUUCCACUUCUUCCUAUCAAUUUUACGAUGACAUUUGUUAUGAAAUAUUGUCUUUUAUUGAUGAUUGGAAAUUAAUUUUGUUGACUUGUUCAUUAAUUUCGAAGCAGUGGUUGAAUGUUGUGAGAGAAAGGGUGAAACUUUGUGUGGAAUUUAAAAAUCCAAUUGUCAGUAAGAAAACCAUAAAAUUAAUGAUGAAUAGAGAGUGUUUAGAACAGUUUGAGUCGAUGAAUGUGAGAGGUAUUUCAAGGUUACAGUUUUACAAGAUUUUUGAAAAAACUAAACAAUUGACUAAACUUGAUAUUGGUAAAAGUAUAAUAUGGUUGGAAGGAUUUAAAAGUAUUACUGAAUUGAAACAUUUAAACUCGUUGGAUAUGAAUAACAUGGUUUUUAUGGAGAAAGAAUCUAAAUUAGAGCUGUUAGAAUCCAUUAGUCAAUUACACCAGCUGACCUGUCUGAAUAUUAGUUCUAAUAAUGUUGGUUUUAAUACAUUCAAACCAAUUGGAAACGUGAAACAGUUAACAUAUUUAGAUGUCAGUUGGAAUUAUAUUUCGGAUGAGGGAGCAAAAGUUUUGAGUCAAUUAAGUCAAUUAACACAUCUUAAUGUUAAUUGCACUAUUAUUGGAAUUGAAGGAGCGAAAUAUAUCAGUAAGUUAACUAAAUUAAGAACACUUAUUGCUGCAAGGAAUAACUUUUGGAUUGAGGGUUGCCAAUAUUUUAGUGAAAUGGAACAAUUGACUGCACUAGAUGUUUCUCAUAAUAGUAUUGGCAAUACUGGUAUCAAAUAUCUAUCUAAAAUGAAACAAUUGACUGAAUUAAAUAUUAAUGAUAAUGCUAUCAAUCAAUUUGGAACAGAAGAAUCCAAAUUAAUUCGGGAGUUAUCUCAAUUAACAAAACUCUCUAUUAGCUCAAAUAAUAUUGGAAUCGAAGGUGUAACAGCCAUUUCUACAAUGAGUCAAUUAAGAACACUCAACAUAUUUUUCAAUAGGAUUGGAUUAGCUGGAGCCAAGUUAAUAAGUGGAAUGCAAAACCUGACUGUACUUGAUAUUUGUAAUAAUGACAUUGGUACAAACGGUGCUAAGGAAAUUAGCAAAAUGAAACAAUUAACGAAACUAGAUAUUGCUAGAAAUAUGAUUGGAAAUGAAGGCGCAAAAGCACUCAAAAGCAUGAAACAACUCAAAUCACUUCGAAAUACAUUUAAUAAUAUUAUAUGGAAUGACGAUGAAGACUUGAGUUUGGGCGAAAUAUUGUAGAAUUUACUCUCUAAGUACGAAUAGAUCACCAUAAUUUUCAACCAGAUAUUUCCAUUGCAAAUCUGUUAAUCCAAUUCCUAAUUGCAAAGUUUCACUUGUAUUUCCAUGUAAGAAUGCAUGAUGAAGGAAAUCCAUCUUUUCAAAGUUGACCAUUCCUCUUGGUUGGCCCAAAAUUCUAAAAUUGAUAUCAUUUAAAAAGUCAUACUUCAUCCAAUUUGUCAUUGAGAAGGUAAUCCUUGCAUCAUCAAUAAUUACCUUAUAUCUGUCCAUGUGUUCUUCAUCGUGGUAGGAUUUACUCAUCUCUUGAAUAAAUCUUUCAGUUGCCUUUUCAGUAUUUUGUUCAUUAACUUGCUUUCUAACUUGCAUCACUAGCUCUGCAAGUGACAUCUUUAGGAUUUCGCUCUUCUUUUGAGAGAUCCAAACAUUCGAAAGAGGAUUGCCAAUAUACAUUUUAGUGUCAUCUCUGAUUGGAGGAUAAUUAAAUCUAAAGUUGCAUACCAUUCUAAAGGAGAGAGUAGUUUCCCCUGGUUGACUUGGGUCUGCGUGAGCCAUCAUUGAAAAGAGAAUUGCUGAAAUAACAUCAUUGGUUGAUACAAUUGAAUUGUUUGGAGUGGAAUUUUUGAUUUUCUGUUUGAGAAUUUCUAAUUGUUUUUUGGAAAUGUUAAUUCUUCUAGCUUUGGCUUUGUAUUGACGAAGACAAUUAAUCAUGUUAAAGACAUAUUUGUGGAAUUU